Molecule: messenger RNA, 3120 nt
Organism: Drosophila hydei
Lineage: Eukaryota; Metazoa; Arthropoda; Insecta; Diptera; Drosophilidae
Gene: p115
Product: general vesicular transport factor p115
Exons: 1
Coding region: 204-2696 (830 amino acids)
Biological process (GO): endoplasmic reticulum to Golgi vesicle-mediated transport; vesicle fusion with Golgi apparatus; intracellular protein transport
Cellular component (GO): Golgi membrane; cytoplasm; endoplasmic reticulum
Molecular function (GO): protein binding
Source: RefSeq, a predicted model, not a curated record
AAAGAGUAAUUUAAUAAAAAGCCAUAUAAACAUAUUUAAUUAAUGGCUCCAAAUAUCGCAUACACAUACAAUUUUCUCUGCCUUGGGUGUGCACACACUUGAGUGGUAUAUUGUUUUUAUAAAAAUUGACGUGUCAGAUAUAUGUGUUAGGUGAAUAUAUAGCAUACCAUAUUGCACACGUCGUUUAGCUAAGCAGAAAGUGGAUGGAGUUCUUGAAGAGUGGCAUCAAGACCGUGCUGGGCAGCACUGAGCCGGGCCAACAGCCCAGUGCAGCCGAAACUGUAGAGAAGCUCGUCGAUCGAGUUUAUUCAUCGACCCUACUGGAGGAUCGCCGUGAUGCAUGCCGGGCAUUGAAAGCGCUUUCACGCAAAUAUCGGAUAGAGGUGGGUGCCCAGGGCAUGCCACCCCUAGUGCAGGUACUGCAAAACGAUGGCCAGGACGCAGAAAUCAUUAGCUAUGCUCUGGAUACGCUAUGCAACAUUGUCACAAGCGAGGAGUUCGACGAGGAAGCCGACAAUCCGGCUGUAUCCGUGAAUGUUGGCGAACAGUUCACCGAAAUGUUCAUCAAAAGCCCCGAGCAUGUCACCCUUGUCAUGGGCUAUCUUGAUGAAUAUGAUUUUCGUGUACGCCGCGGGGCCAUACAAUUAAUCACAUCUUUAAUUGCAAAUAAGACACGUGAACUACAGGAGCUGGUCUUAGUGAGUCCCAUGGGCGUGUCCAAGCUGAUGGACCUGCUCACCGAUAGUCGUGAGGUGAUCAGAAACGACGUGCUCUUGCUCCUCAUUGAGCUGACCAAAGGCAAUUCCAAUAUACAGAAGAUUGUGGCAUUCGAGAAUGCGUUCGAUCGUCUGUUUGAUAUUGUACGCGAAGAGGGCUGUUCGGAUGGUGGCAUUGUUGUCGAGGAUUGUCUUAUUUUGCUGCUAAAUCUACUCAAAAACAAUUCCAGCAAUCAGCAGUUCUUUAAGGAGGGCUCCUACAUACAACGAUUGGCUCCAAUGUUUUUGCUAAACAACUCCAAUAGCAAUUCAGAUGCGGACGACAGCGCUUGGACCCCGCAGAAGGUAUCCAAUUUCCAUUGCCUGCUGCAGGUGGUGCGGGCCUUGGUUACGCCCAGCAAUCAGCAGCAAGUAGUCACUGCGUGCCAGCGGGUAAUGCAAAAAUCGCAACUGCUGCAGGCCCUCUGCGAUAUCUUAAUGAGCAGCGGAGUACCAGCGGAUAUAUUGACGGAGACAAUUAAUGCUGUGGCGGAGGUAGUGCGAGGGGAUCGUGAGAAUCAGGACGAGCUGAGCCGCGUUCAAGCGCCCAGUCAACCACCAAGGCCGGCCAUUGUAGUCCUGCUCAUGUCCAUGAUCAAUGAGAAACAGCUUCUAGCGCUACGCUGUGCGGUGCUCUAUUGCUUUGAAUGCUAUCUCUAUCGCAACUCGGAUGGUCAGCGUGCAGUGGUGCAGACGCUAUUGCCAUCCAGUGCCACAGAUGUCAGCUCGCUAUCCACCGGGCAGCUGCUGUGCACAGGUCUCUUUUCCACAGACACGCUGGCCAAUUGGUUUGCUGCUGUGGCCCUUAUGCAUACGCUCGUCGAGAAUGUCGCCCAGAAGGAGGAGCUGUUGCGUGUGCUCCUGGCAACGCCUGGCGGACAACGACCCAUUACACUGCUGGAGCAAUGCACAAAUCUCAUGCAGCAGGAGCGAUAUCGCCUGCAGAGUAAAGUGGGUCUGCUAAUGCUGCUCAGCGUUUGGUUGGCUCACUGUCCAAGCGCAGUCAAAGCUUUGCUCGAGACACAGGGCACCAUGGCCUACCUAACUGCCCAGCUGUGCGCCAAUGAGCAUGAUGAACGUGAGUAUCUCGUGCAGGGCAUGUGCGCCUUUCUCAUGGGCCUCUGCAUACAGUUCAACGAUAAUUCGCUGCCCACCCAGCGGCGGGAGGACAUCAGUCAGUUGAUCAUCAAGCGCAUCGGGCAGGAGACCUUCUGCAACAAGCUGAGCGAAGUGUCGCGCCACGAGGCGUACAGCCGGGCAUGCAAGCAGGCUCAGAUACGCGCCAAGGGCGCCAGUGAACUGCUGCUUGAUUACGAGUACUGCAAACUGUACAAGGGUCUGGAGGCGUUGAUAGCCAAGCUGGUCAGCGGCUUCGACGUGGAUGGCAUUGAACUAACCGAGCUUACACUGAGCUCAGAGGCCUCCGCUUUGGUGGCUCAAUAUAAGGGCAUCAUACGCGGCAUGGAUGCGCAAAUCCAAACUCUAGAGCAGUCCAGCAAGCAGCUGGAGCAGCAGAAUGUUGAGCUCAAGGAGCAACUUAGCCAGGAGCAAUCGCUCAAGGCGCAGCUAGCCGAUCAGAAUACGCUGCUCAAAGCACAGCUGGCGGCGCAGCCAACAGCAGCAACUGCAGCCACAACGACUACUGCAACUGCAACCGCAGCUCCAGAGCACCCAGCAGAGGUUGUAAACGAAGAGCAACUGAAUGCAGCUCGCUAUCAAGCGAACAUGUACUUUGCAGAGAACAUACGUAUGACCAAGGAACUGGAGACACUGCGUCAGCAAUUGGCAGCGGAAAAGCAGCGAGCGGAUGCAGCCAAUGAGUCUUUGCUAGCGACACAAAAGGAUCAGGAAGAUUUGCUCGAGCUGCUAGCCGAUCAAGAGGCCAAGCUGGCGCGCUACGAGUCGCCGACAAAUGCAGCAAACGACACAAACAGCAGAUAACUUGCGACAGGUGAACCUUUCUAUAAAGAUGUGGAUUGUAUUAACACACACGCACAUUGUAUGUGUUCUACAUGGAUGUGGAUUGUAUUAAGACACGCAAACGCCUAUAAAGCUGUUGAGUGUGUGGAAAGCUCGACUCAAUGCCAACUGCCCCUCUCCUUAUGCAUUCUUAUUGUUUUUACAAGUAUACAUACCAUUUAUAUAGGUAGCACACACACACACAGGCACACACAUAUAUACAAAUAUACACAUAUAUAGAUAUAUAGAUAUAUAAUGUAAUUGAUCUGUUUCUCAAGUCACACGAAUUAGAAGAGAUCUGUUUACGACUCUAUCUGCAUUUGUGCAAUCUGUUCUACCAAGUUUUGUGACAUGUUCCCCCAUCAGAAGUGAAAUAAAUAGCAAAUACAUUAUUAUACAAAUAUAA